AUGUAUGGCAGUCGCAUGGCUCUCGUUGAAAUUUUGGACACUGCGAGGAAAGAGUUCUCAAAACUAGCUUGGUCCUGGUUCCACGAGUACCUGCAGGCUAGAGCUGAGGAGCAAUUCCACCUCGAUCAUACGUUCUUCACAAGCACGGCCUUUGUUGAGAGCAUAGGCGAGGGCAUGUUUGGAGGGGAAGCGAUUGGAGGCGAUGGUGCUGGAGGGCAUCCUCCCGUUGACGGAGGCGCAGCAGGCGGUGACCGUGGAAGCAGAGGUGAUUGUGAUGGAUCAGGUAAGAAGGGGAAGAAGAAGAGCGGGAAGGAUUUGCAGGAAGAGGAGCGCCUGGAGAAAGAAGAGGAAGAAAUUUUGGCCAAGGAAGAGGAGGAUUGUCUGGCCAAAGAAGCACAAGAAGAAGCGGACCGCGAGGAAAAGAGGGAAGAAGACGCGGCAGCAAGCGCAGCAGCCGAUCUUAGUUGGUCAGAGCCAGCUGCACCGCCUAAUGACGAUUGGAGUUCAUUCGUUGCAACUGAAAACACGAGGAAGAAGAAGAUUGGCAAAAAGGAAGAGGUUACCCCGGCUGAGCCAGCAUCAGCGUUCGACGACAUCAAACUCGACAACAUGAAUCUGGACGACGGCACACCAGAAAUCCAUAUGAACUUUGGCGGUUCUGGAGCGGGCAAGCCAAGAUCUAGGUUCGGGCUGCCCAGUCAUGGUGGCUGGUCUUCUGGUUGGGGUGCGUCAACCAAAGCCGCCCAUACCUGGAGAUCUGACGGCACUCUCAAGCCCGUAGAUGACAGCUGUGAAAACCCGUGGAAUUCUGCCGAGACGAAAAAGAAGCGUUCGUCUGUAUUCGUCUUCGACGCUUUCAAGGGCCGUGCGGUCCAGGCGGUUGAUCCAUUCGCAGGUCUUAGCAAGUCGCAGAAGAAGAAACUUGAGGAACAGAUGAAGCUGGACGCAAAGACCAAGAAGGAGGAAGACGCGAAGCGCGAAGCGGGAGAAGAUGCGGCUGAGCUGGUUCGACAGCGAGAAGCCAAAGCUGAGCUUGUUCGCUUAGAAGAGGAGGUGGAGAAGAAGCGGAUCGAGGAAGAAGAAGAAGCCGCAGCAGCCGCAGCAGCCGCGUCAGCCGCCGAGAGCGUGAAGAAGAAGAAAAAGAAAGCCGCAAAGGCGGAACCCACCGGGGAAGAAAAGAAUGAAGACGGAGACUGGGGCGCCUUCGGUUCGAUAUCCAAAUCAUCCUCUAAGAAGGAGAAAGAGAAAGAAGGGAAGAAGGAAUCGCCGACUGAGAAACGCGUCCGCGAAAGGCGCGAGAGAAAAGAACGAGAGGAGCAAGAACGCUCAGAGAAGGAGGCUGCCGAAAAGGCUGAAGAAGAGCGUCUUGUGCAAGAAGCAGAAGAAGCUGCUGCAGCUGAGCAGGCUCGGAUCGAAGUGGAAGAAGCGGACGCUGCAUCCGCGGCUGAGGCUGAGGCUGAGGCAGUCCGAGGUGCAGACGAAGAAGAAGUCGAAACGACCAGGAUUGCGGAAGAAGAGGUCGAAGCAGCACGCACCUGUUCUCGCCCCCUUCACCUACUUUUGGAGGGCGAUCAUUUCAGAUCAUGCCAGCGAUGUAGCGCGAUGCUAAAGGAGAUCUUCGUUCGUUUUGCAAGGGAAAACAGGAUACCUUUGCUUGAAGAAUAUUAA
Molecule: messenger RNA, 1668 nt
Organism: Parastagonospora nodorum SN15
Lineage: Eukaryota; Fungi; Ascomycota; Dothideomycetes; Pleosporales; Phaeosphaeriaceae
Exons: 3
Coding region: 1-1668 (555 amino acids)
Source: RefSeq, a predicted model, not a curated record